AUGCCCCACUCAGAAUCCAAAAUGGGUGAACCAAUCGUCAAUGGCGAGAAGCACUCUCACUUCCUGGAGCAUUUGACUUCUUACCCUGUUGUCUCGGACUCCAUCUCCUACUACAAAGGCAACCCCUACGGAGCCAAGUCCAUUGAAUUGGUCGAUCAUGGCUACACCCGCCUGGCGAAGCCCGUACUGCCUUACUUCUCCACUCCCUACAGCUAUGUAGCACCCUACCUCGCCCGUGCCGACUCUCUUGGUGACAAGGGUCUCACCGAGAUCGAUACUCGCUUCCCCAUCAUCAAGGAGGAUACUCAGAAGCUGCGCGGCUCGAUUUACAACCGGGCCUCAUUCCCUGCUCGUCUGGCCGGCGAUGCAAAGACCCACCUCUACGAUAUCUACGGAUCUGAAUACAAGAAAUGCGGUGGUGAUGGUAUCUUUGCUUCUGGAAAGGCGGUAGUCACUACCAGCUUGGUGCUGUCACAGGAGUCACUGGCUUGGAUCAGCACUUUCCUACAGACCAAGAAAGAGGAGGCCAAGGAGAUUGUUGAGAAGAACAGCCACUGA
Molecule: messenger RNA, 558 nt
Organism: Penicillium salamii
Lineage: Eukaryota; Fungi; Ascomycota; Eurotiomycetes; Eurotiales; Aspergillaceae
Source: the annotation of a GenBank genome assembly